This is a messenger RNA of Closterium sp. NIES-65, 699 nucleotides long. NCBI's taxonomy places the organism in Eukaryota, Viridiplantae, Streptophyta, Zygnematophyceae, Desmidiales, Closteriaceae. The record is from the annotation of a GenBank genome assembly.
AUGGCAGGGCGGCACGGCGGCUCGGCUGCUGGGUGGCACGGCGGCUCGGCGGCUCGGCGGUUGGGCGGCUCGGCAGCUGGGCAGCUCAGCGGCUCAGCGGCUCGGCUGCUGGGCGGCUCGGCGGCUCGGCUGUCGGGCGCCUCGGUUGCUGGGCGGCUCGGCUGUCGGGCGCCUCGGCUGCUGGGUUGCUGGCGGCGUGGUGGCUCGGCUGCUCAGCUGCUGGGCGGCUCAGUGGUGAAGGGGCCGGUUGAGGCGGCGACGGGGCCGCGAGGAGCGGCGACGGGGCCUCUAGGGGCGGCGACGGGGCCGCUAGGGUCGGCGACGGGGCCGUUAGGGUCGGCGACGUGGCCGCUAAGGGCGGCGACGGGGCCUCCAGGGGCGUCGACGGGGCCGCUAGGCUCCACCGCCACCCCCGCCGCCUCCGCCGCCUCCGCUACUGUUGCCGCCUCCGCCACCGCCUCCACCGCCGCCACCUCUGCCACCGCCGCUCCCACCUCCGCCACCGCCGCCACCUCCGCCUCCACUGCCGCCACCGACACCUCCACCCCCACCUCCACUCCCACCGCCACCCCCACUCCCUCCGCUGCCUCCACCUCCACCCCCACCGCCCCCGCUCGCUCCUCCAGCGCCCUUGCCCCCCUUGCCCUUGCCAGGGCGGCCAUGUUGCAGUAUCAGCACGGCAUGGACGACAAGACGUGA